This is a messenger RNA of Metopolophium dirhodum (rose-grain aphid), 1560 nucleotides long. RefSeq lists its product as uncharacterized. Lineage: Eukaryota; Metazoa; Arthropoda; Insecta; Hemiptera; Aphididae. Bases 1 to 1560 code for a protein of 519 amino acids. The transcript has a single exon. The record is from RefSeq and is a predicted model, not a curated record.
AUGUGUAGGAGUCAUUUUGACAAAACAGUCCAACGGGACACAAACGGACGUUUUAUUAUCCGUUUGCCGUUUAAAAAUACAAAUAACGCGUCCGCAUUAGGAAAAUCGUAUCAGAUCGCAAGGCGUCGAUGGGCGGCGACCGAGAAUAGACUCCGAAAUAAUAUACCUCUAUGCGAAGCAUACACGCAAUUUAUGCACGAAUAUGAAGCACUAGGCCAUAUGGAACGGGUAAUUGAAGAAGAGGGCGAGGGAGAGGAAAAGGGUUGCUAUUUGCCACAUCACGCGGUAAUAAAUGAAAAUAGUACAACGACCAAGGUGAGGGUGGUGUUUGACGCGUCCUGUAAGACAGAGUCUGGCAACAGCUUGAACGAUUUAUUAUUAAAAGGACCAGUUUUGCAGGACGAACUAUUAUACAUACUAGCGCGUUUCCGUACCUAUAAUUACGUAUUAUCAGCUGACAUUACAAAAAUGUACCUACAAAUUAAGGUAGCUAACGAAGAUUGUAACUAUCAGCGGAUAUUGUGGCGAGCCGAUCCAAAAAUUCAAAUACAAGUUUAUCGUCUUACCACAUUAACUUACGGUACGGUACCGGCAGCUUUCAUAGCAACAGCUUGUUUAGAAAAAUUAGCUGAUACGGGAAAUGAUUACCUACGUGCACGUGAAUCCAUAAAAAGGGAUUUUUAUAUGGAUGACUAUUUGAGUGGCGCGUCAACAAAAGAAGAAGCUAUAAGAUUAAAACAUGAAGUACUGUCAAUAUUAGGGCAAGCGGGUUUCGAGCUACGGAAGUGGUCGUCCAAUGACCCUAGUAUUAUAAAUAGUAAUGUCGGUCGUGAAAAAGGUGCGGGUAACGACGUGCGAGUUUUCGAUUGUGCGAUAACAAAAAUACUAGACCUAUUCUGGGAACCGAGCGACGACGUAUUAAGGUAUAAAGUAAGCGAAUACGUUAAAAAUAUGGAAAUUAUUAACAAACGAAAAAUAUUGUACGAAAUAGCUACAAUAUUCGACCCCCUCGGUUUAUUAGGUCCAGUGGUAAUAGUAGCUAAAUUAUUUAUGCAAAAUUUAUGGCAGUUACGUGUAAACUGGGACGAACAAUUACCGAAAGACGUAUCAGACGAAUGGCUACAAUACAAAAAAUGUUUACCGCGACUAAAUAAACUAGUAAUUCCGCGUAUGAUUAUUAGUAAACAUAAAAUUAUAAAUAUCCAAAUUCAUGGAUUUGCGGAUGCAUCGACAAAAGCGUAUGGCGCAUGUUUGUAUUUACGCGGUACGGAUGAAGUAGGUACACACACAGUGAGACUUAUAUGCGCCAAAUCUAAGGUCGCACCGUUAAAAACGAUAUCAUUACCGAGACUAGAACUAUGUGCUGCGUUACUAUUGCAGCAUCGUGUGAUUCCAAAAUUACGACUAGACAUAGAGAGAAAAUAUUUUUGGUCGGAUUCUACUAUUACUCUUGCUUGGAUCUCGUCACCGUCCACCAGGUGGAAAACAUUUGUUGCCCACGGGGUUGGAGAGAUUCAAGAUUUAUCCUGCACUAGUGAGUGGUCACACGUUAGUAGUUAG